Molecule: messenger RNA, 3194 nt
Organism: Pseudogymnoascus destructans
Lineage: Eukaryota; Fungi; Ascomycota; Leotiomycetes; Thelebolales; Thelebolaceae
Exons: 2
Coding region: 483-3194 (903 amino acids)
Biological process (GO): regulation of DNA-templated transcription; DNA-templated transcription
Molecular function (GO): zinc ion binding; DNA binding; DNA-binding transcription factor activity, RNA polymerase II-specific
Source: RefSeq, a predicted model, not a curated record
CCCGACCCCCCCCAACUCGGACCAGACCCAUUGACCACCCCCAACCCCAAAAAAGCCCCAACCCCGGAUUCAAAGGCAUCAACUCUCUCAACUAGGCAAUUCAAAAAGAUCUACUCUGCGACUUUCUAGUCCCGAGACUCUGUUCCCCGGCUGCACUGUUCCCUCCAACUGUUUCCAAGUAAUUUAUAACGUUUGUCAGCUUGAAUCAUGGUACUCUAGUCUAAUCGCUGCCGCUAGAGACAUGGAGAAGGACCAGUACCAAAUAAUAUAUGGAAAAGUCAGCGAGACAUCGAUAAUAUCUGCGAAAGAGAGGAGAAACGAAAUACACGAACCCCGCCACAUAUAAUCCCACUCAUCUGGCGUGAGACUGGCAUGCACACACCAUCCCACACCCACCAUCCGUCUCGCGACUGACCGAAACACCACCAACCCUCCCACGUCGCCACGCGCACGACGCAAAACCCACCACCACCACCACCACCAUGUCCGCCAACACCAACCCGCACACCUACUCCAUGCACGCCUCCGCGCACCUGAAUCACGACCCGCCGCCCCAGAUCUUCGGCUCCUACGCCGCGGACGGCUCGCCGAUCCUCACAGGCCUCGAGGGCAUGGGGCUCACCUCCGGGAUGUUCGGCGACGCAGGCACGCUGCUCGACGACAGCAACGAGGCGAAGCGCCGGCGCAUCGCGCGCGCGUGCGACAUGUGUCGGAAGAAGAAGAUUAAGUGCGAUGGCCAGAUGCCCGCGUGCAGCCAUUGCACGAACUACAAGACCGAGUGCGUGUUUACUCAGGUGGAGAAGAAGAGGAGCCCGCCGAAGGGGGCGAAGUAUAUUGAGGGGUUGGAGAAUAGGUUAGGGAGGAUGGAGAAUCUACUGAGGUUGUCGGGGCUGCUGAAUGGGGAGGAUGGGGGGAGUACGGAUUUGGGGAUGUUGGAGAAGAGGUUGGCGAGUCGGGAGUCUUCGAAGAGAGAUGCGAGUCACUUCGCGGAUUCGAUCCCGACGUCGCCGUCGCAGGCGACGACGCUGAGGGGGACGCCGGGCGUGGAGGGCGAGUCCGAGAGCCCGAAUAGUGUGCUCACGCCGGGGACGCAGGGGGAUAGGGGGUCGGAGCGGAGGGUGGGGGAGAAGACGGCGGAGGAGGUGGAGGAGCUGUCGGAUUUGAUGUGCUCGCUCGUUACUAAUGAUCAGGGUGAGACGAGGUAUAUUGGGUCGUCGUCGGGGUUCUCGAUAUUCUCGCCCAAGGGGAUACAGUGGGUGAAUGAGAAGACGGGCGAUGAGUCGUUCCAGACUAUGAUUGCGGAGGCGACGGCCGACGACAAUAAAUGGGUGUACUGGAAGCCGGAGGUAUUUGGUGAUAUCUUCGAGAGGCGCAUAUACCUCCAGCUUCCGCAGAAGGCAGAGGCAUUGUCUCUCCUGAAGGACUUCUUUGAGAACUUCAACUGCAUGUUCCCUCUCUUCCACCAACCGACCUUCAUGCAUCUCGUCGAGCGACAGUAUUCUCGCGACCCAUACGACGGAUCGGGAUGGUGGGCGAGUUUGAAUAUCGCCCUCGCUAUCGCGCAUCGCCUGCGCGUUAUGAGCAAUCUGGUCCCGGAAGAGGAAGACCAGAAGGCGUGGGGUUACCUCAAGAACGCCAUGGCCGUGUACACCGAGCUAACGAUGCGCAACACCGAUCUUCUCAGCGUACAAGCCCUCCUCGGCAUGGCGCUAUUCAUGCAAGGCACACCCAACCCGCAGCCGUCGUUCCUUCUCGUCGCAUCCGCAAUCAGGCUAUCGCACAGCAUCGGGCUGCACAAGCGCGGCUCGGGCUUCAACCUCAACCCAAUCGAGAUUGAGCAGCGCAAGCGCGUCUUCUGGAUCGGUUAUAUGCUGGACAAGGACAUAUGCCUGCGCUUCGGACGGCCUCCAGUCCAGGAUGACGACGAUAUGAACGUGGAGCUUCCUAGUGCGGACCCGGAGGACAACAUCGGCAAUAUCCCGCUGGCGGGCGGUAAGGGCAAGGUCAACCUGUUCCGGCUGAUGUGCGAGUUCUCCACGAUCGUGAGCAAGGUGUACACCCAGCUGUACUCGACGCGCGCCUCGAAGCAGUCAGACGGCGAGCUACUCAACACCAUCGGCGAACUAGACCAGCAGCUCGAGGAGUGGAAGGACAGCAUCCCCAUCGACUUCCGCCCCGAACACGAGAUCAAGGCCUCGCAUACCCCGCUCAUCCUCCACGUUGUUGUGCUACACUUUGGAUACUACAACUGCCUCACCACCAUCCACCGCAUGUCCAUCCACCACGGCUACUGGACGAGCCGACUCUCCAACUUCGCCAUCCAGGGGCUGAACUCGCGGCCACUUAACCCGCGCGUCUUCUCAUCAGCAGCCCUCUGCGUAUCCUCCGCACGCGCCUCAAUCCACCUCGUCAAAUACGUCCCCCAAGGCGACUUCUCCUGCGUCUGGCUAAUCCUCUACUACCCCGUCUCCGCCCUCAUGACCCUCUUCGGCAACAUCCUCCAAAACCCCCAAGACCCCCGCGCCCGCUCCGACGUCCGGCUGAUGAACCUCGUCGUCAACUUCCUCUCCAUGCUCGCCGGCGAAGACGAAAACACGGGCGUCAAGCGCAUGCUCGGCGUCUGCACGGAAUUCGAGCGCAUCGCCCGCGUCGUCCUCGACAAAGCCGAUCGCGACACCACCACGCGUCGCAAGCGCAAGGAACUCAACGAGGUCCUGCCCAGUAUCAGCAUAAGCAGACCGCCGAUUGAGAGACCCACGCCGAGCAGAGCGGGACAGACGCCGCCGCAGUUCCAGUAUGGGGAUAUGAAUGCAUACAACUCUGGGGAUGGAAGGGGGGGGGUGCCGGCGCUGGAUCUGAGUUGGAUGUCCGACGCGGGUUUCCACGACAUCGCGACGGAUUUCGAACACCUCUCCAACGCUGCCACAGCAGCUGCUGCUGCGAAUGGCGGCGGCGGGGGACCGGGCGUGGGACUGCUGUUCCCGGAUAUGAGUCGUUAUUUGAGCGGUGCGGAUCCGCAUUCGCCGAUUAAUCCGCAGAGCUUCCAGCAGCCGUUUGUGCCGCCGGAUUUGUGGAAUAUGCCGAUGAUGUUGGAGUGGGAUUGGGCGGAUUUGAUGGGGGGAGGAGUGGGGAUGGGUGAUGGUAGUGGGGCUGGGGGUGGGGGUGGGGGUGGGGGUGGGGGUGUGGGGAGGUGA